This is a messenger RNA of Coregonus sp. 'balchen', 7234 nucleotides long. NCBI's taxonomy places the organism in Eukaryota, Metazoa, Chordata, Actinopteri, Salmoniformes, Salmonidae. The record is from the annotation of a GenBank genome assembly.
CUGACAUCACCGAGACAUUGAUAUGUCAAUGCUACUCUUGGAAACAUUCUAGUCUGUUUCGGACGGACAGCCUAAGCAACAUCAUGUCGUUUAGCUGGUCAGCAAAAGACCACAAGAGUUAUACAAAUCCACCCUCCAACCCAACCCAAGGGCUGAAGCGGCCACGGAACGAAACAGCGAACAAAGUGACAGUGGUGCUCGGUGCGCAAUGGGGAGAUGAAGGCAAAGGAAAAGUCGUCGAUUUAUUGGCGACUGAGUCUGACCUUGUUUGCAGAUGUCAGGUAAUAUCGUGUGUAUAUGAUACGAUAUUAAUGCAACGUUCACAUACUUGAACUGACAAAAGUUGUCAUCAUGUCAUUGAAUUAUAACGCAUGGUUGCUGUGAAAUUCAUGAUGCGUCUUUUGUUUUGUUAUGUGGUGUCCUCGAGGUUAUAAGGGAAUUUAGGAUCAAUAAAGUUCUGUUUUGCUUUCUAUUUUAUCAUUGCAGAAAAUUAGUUUACAUUUAAUUGUUUUAAGAAUUGAAAAAUUCCUUGGUGGACUAUUAACCGUUCUUCAAUUUCAACUGAAUUUUAAUUUAUUGACUUGACUGGAGUUUAAAUUAAACUUUUCAAAUUGGAACGCUAUUGACUGGUUAUUUGUCUCUUCUUAUGACAUGAUCAUUACGAACUUGAAAGCAUAGUCUCUCAACUGGGGAUCCAUACCUCACACAUCACUUAGCUGUAAAUUGUAUCUAUCUGAAGACCUAUACAGUAAAAUGCUAAAAUAGACCGAAGUACCAACAUAGGGCAAAAAGCAAAAUUCACACAGUACUGCUGGGGGAAGGAAGCGUUAGAUCACAAUUAGAUCAAUACUCAUAGUAUUACAAAGGUUUAUUGAUAUCAUAAAGAGGGUGUCAUAAACUAUUCUGCUAUAUAGAGCCGAACCCCCUUAAUGAAGAUGAUGUCAAUAAUGACACUUAGGCAAAGUUUCUUUAGAUCAAAGUUUCUCUUUGACCAGCAAAGAAAAACAAAACUUGCUCAGAAAUAAUUUAUUGGGAGACUAACAGCGUAAAGUCCAUUACACAGUUGUUGUGUUGUACUCUCCAUUGACAGCAGGUCACAGCACUGAGCACUCUGUGUACUCCUUCAGCCUGCCCAACCCACUGGGCUGGUGCAGGGUCACAUUCCCAGGGUGACUUGACAUUUAGAAGGUCUUAGCCAGGGUGCAUGGAGUGGAGGGUCUGGCAGCCAAGUCUGUUAAAAUAGUUGGUGGGGGGUAGAUUGGUGACAAGGAGGGGGCUUGGACUCUAUUACCCACUGACUAAAAUAAGAUUAUACAUUUGCUCUGGAUGUAUGGCCAGUGGAUAUCCUGACUCUUUAAUGUCCACAUUUUGCUCUCCCUUUACGAGUAACAGCCAUAAAUCAAAUCAAUAAUUGUCCUUCUGUGAAAUCAAGCUGCUAGACUUUGGUGACAGUUGGAGGUUUGCUAAACACGAUCUUGUUUUGAUCUUCCAGGGCGGUAACAAUGCAGGCCACACAGUGGUAGUGGAAGGUAAAGAGUAUGACUUCCACCUUCUCCCCAGUGGAAUUAUCAACCCCAAAAGUAUAUGUGUCAUUGGUGAGUGUUUCUCUACUCUUUAUCCCCAUUUCCACUAACUCCAGUAGGCAAUGGUCAGUAUGUUCUCAUUUAUCCAGCAUAUGUUCCUUUGUAGGUAAUGGCGUAGUCAUACACCUACCAGGUUUGUUUGAGGAGGCGGAGAAGAAUGAGAAGAAAGGUAAAUCAAGUAUUUUUAGAAUAACAGUCAAUGCUGUAGUUGUCAAGUUUGAGGAAACCAUUACAGUAUUUUUUUUUCUCCAUUCUCUGACCAGGUCUCAAAGGCUGGGAGAAGAGACUAAUUGUCUCUGACAGAGCUCACCUUGGUAUGUGUGUAUUUUGUAGUUUCACAAAUGAAGUGAAGAUGUAUACAGAAUAUGUGCUAUUUGGUGUGUUUGUUUAUCUGCAUAAUGUACACUGAGUAUACAAAACAUUAAGAACACCUGCUCUUUCCAGGUGAAAGCUAUGUUCCUUUAUUGAUGUCACUUGUUAAAUCCACUUCAAUCAAUGUAGAUGAAGGGGAGGAGACAGGUUAAAGAAGGAUUUUUAAGCCUUGAGACAAUUGAGACAUGGAUCGUGUAUGUGUGCCAUUCAGAGGGUGAAUGGGCAAGACAAGAUUUAAAGGAAAAGUCCAGCUUUGGGUAUUUGUUUCAUUAGUCCAUUGUUGACAUAGUUCCAAAAUGUUUUGCUUGUCACCAAUCAAGUUUUCAAGAUAUAUAAUUUAAGAAAUACAGAAAUCAUCCCUGUAUGAUGCAUUUUGCAUCAUAUGAUGCUGUAUUUUGCAUCAUAUGAUGCUGCAUUUUGCAUCAUAUGAUGCUGCGUUUUGCAAAAUGCAUCAUACAGGGAUGAUUUCUGUAUUUUGCAACUCAAUAUUAUGAAGGUGUUCCUAAUGUUCGGUAUACUCAGUGUAUAUCUGUGUAUUGUGCUUAGAGAAAGGAUGACAUUUAUUUUGCUUUUAUCUUUCGACAGUGUUUGAUUUCCACCAGGUUGUUGAUGGAAUUCAGGAGACCCAGCGACAAGCAACAGAGGGAAAGAUGUAAGGGUAGGGAAGGCAAUGGUUGCUUGCAUAGGGGUAGAGAGUACAAUGGUCCACUGUCAAUAGAAAUCCCAGGACUUCAGUCAAUCACUUUCACAUCUGAUGAAUAAUUGUAGAUGCUACUUUGUAAUCCCCUCAGCUAAAACAGGUGUUUUUUUCUCAUGACAGAAUUGGAACAACCAAGAAAGGCAUUGGACCCACCUAUGCCAGCAAAGCAUCUCGCAUAGGACUGCGUGUCUGUGACCUGCUGGGAGACUUCAAGGAGUUCUCUACCAAGUAUGCUUACUGAAAGACAGGACACAAUAUAAACAUCUAAACCUGACAUACAAUAAACAUUUUGAGAGUCCAAAAGUAUAUGAUUGUGGCUGUCUCAAGACUUUGCUCUUGAACUAAAUUGACCCACUAAACUGAAAAGUGAUAGAGAUUGAGAUGAUUUGGGGGUUUCUUUCAGAUUCAAGAACCUUGUCGAACAGUACCAGUCCAUGUACUCAUCCCUGACAGUUGAUACUGAAAGUCAGCUAAAAAAACUGAAGGUAUUCGGUAAAUCCCCUCUGAAUGAAUAGUCAUGGGCUAUGGAUAUAUUAGAUCUAUGAGACUUCUUGUUGUCUUGUAUUGUGCAGGAGUAUGGAGAGAGGUUGCGGCCGAUGGUGCGAGAUGGAGUCUACUACAUGUACGAGGCUCUUCAUGGACCCCCAAAGAAAAUCCUGGUGGAAGGGGCCAAUGCUGCCCUCCUCGACAUUGACUUUGGUAAGAAAUGUCAUGGUCCCAUUGCGGAUUAUUAUAAAAGAAAUAGAGCCUGCACACUCCUAAGCUCCAACACGUGCCUUUAUUCACAAGCAAACAACGUUUCGGUCCUGCAUUGAGGAUCGUGCCAAUGAUGAGAUGGACAGGAAAGUGUGAUGGUUAAAUGGACAAACCAUCUGUAUGUAAGUUUAUUUCCACUUUCUCUCUUCCCUUUAGGCACAUAUCCUUUUGUGACCUCAUCAAACUGCACCGUUGGUGGGGCAUGCACUGGUCUUGGCAUCCCUCCACUGAAUAUUGGUGAAGUGUAUGGUGUAUCAAAGGCCUACACCACCAGGGUGGGAAUUGGUGCCUUCCCCACAGAACAACUCAAUGUAAGAGCUCAUUCAUCUAUAUGGACAUUCUUGACUCUCUCAAUAAGGAGAUUCUAAUGUAACGAUUAAAGAUGAACAGCCAGAGCAAGACUUGAACCAGUAACCUUGAGUGAGAGAGUGCACUAUCACCUGUGUCAUGAAGGUGGAAGACCUCUUAGCAGAGGUUGUAGUGCAUUUACAUACAGGAAGGUUUAGUAGUUUGAUAUAUACAGUUUGUUUAGACAUGUUGUUUUCUUUUGAGGUACAAGUAGAGUUGGAUAUGUAUAGUAAGCCUAGUGUUUAAGAUCAUAUGACUCUCACACAUGUAGGAAGCCUGGUAUCAAAAGGCGCUGCCUUUGUGGCCAGCUGUCAGAUCGUGUGAGAGGCCUGUUAUAACACUCUUUAGCUCUCAUGCUGAUCACAUGUUCAGGGCCUAAAUUUAGGCCAGAGUCAGGGUUCAAGAUAGAUUUACUAUCUGGUCUGGGGUUAUGUAACCUAACAUGAGAACUGUCCAUGGGGCUGCUGGUCAACAUGUUUCAGCUUGAUCCCUCACUCCAACUGUAAAUGUAUUGGUUUACUUUGCAUUUUAUUAGAUCAAUCACAUUUAUUUUAUGAAGCCCUUAUACCCAGUCUAAAACCCCAAAGAGCAAGCAAUGCAGAUGUAGAAGCACAGUGGCUAGGAAAAAACUAGGAAGAAACCUUUUAUAACAGUACAUGGCCAUUAAGGCCAGAUCGUUCUUCAAGAUGUUCAAAUGUUCAUAGAUGACCAGCAGGGUCAAAUAAUAAUCACAGUGGUUAUAGAGGGUGCAACAGGUCAGGAGUAAAUGUCAGUUGGCUUUUCAUAGCCGAGCAUUCAGAGGUCGGUGAACAGGUCAGGGUUUCAUAGCCGCAGGCAGAACAGCAUGAACUGGAUCAGCAGCAAAACCAGUUGGACUGGGGAUGGGGACAGCCAGGAGUUGUCAGGCCAGGUAGUUCUGAGGCAUGGACCUAGGGCUCAGGUCCUCCGGGAGGGGAGACAGAGAGAGAGGAGAGAGAGAAAGAGAGAGGACAGGAGAGAAAUAGAGGGAGCAUAACUAAGAUCACACAGAACACCAGAUAGGACAGACUGACCAUAGCCCCCUGGCACAUAGACUAUUGCAGAAUAGAUUUUAGUCAUUUAGCAGACGCUUUUAUCCAGAGCGACUUACAGUUAGUGAGUGCAUAAUAUUUAUUUUUUUUCAUACUGGUCCCCCGUGGGAAACGAACCCACAACCCUGGCGUUGCAAACGCCAUGCUCUACCAACUGAGCUAGAUACUUGGGACUGAGACAGGGGGGGGUCGGGGGACACUGUGGCCCCGUCCAAAGUUACCCCCGGACAGGGCCAACCAGGCAGGAUGUAACCCCACCCACUUUGCCAAAGCACAGCCCCCACACCACCAAAAGGAUAUCAUCAGACUACUAACUUACUGCCCUAAGACAAGGCUGAGUAUAGUCCACAAAGAUCUCCCCCACCGCACAAGUGUUUCUUUUUAAGAAUGUUUUAUUAAUAACAACUAUUAAGAUUAGUGCCCAUAAGUGGACAACACUGAAGUAUUUGACUAUUGAUCAAUCAAGUGAUCUAUUCUAGAUAACUGAGUGUGUUUUGUGCAGGUGACAGGUGAGCUGCUGCAGACAAGAGGUCAUGAGGUGGGCGUGACCACGGGCAGGAAGCGUCGCUGUGGCUGGCUGGACCUGGUCAUCCUGAGAUACGCUCACAUGAUCAAUGGCUUCACUGCGUGAGUGGAUAUGACUGAAAGAGAGGUGGCCAAACCUAACUCUUUUUAAAUAUCUAACCCUACUCUUUACUACAUUUACAUUCUACAUGUUAGUCAUUUAGCAGACGCUCUAAUCCAGAGAGAUUUACAGUUAGUGCAUUCAUUUUAAGAUAGCUAGGUGGGACAAUCACAUAUCUCAGUCAUAGUAAGUACAUUUUUCUUAAAUAAAGUAACUAUCAGCAAAGUCAGUGCUAGUAUGGGAGAAAAAAGUCAAGGGCGAGUGUUAGUUCACGAAAGGCACGUUUUUUUAUGUGUUAUUUCUUUAUCUGCCUGGUUCAAUGUGCUGUAUCUGUCUAUGACUGCUACUCUGAAUGUAACCCAUGUAGUAGUUUUCAUCUCUUUCCUGAAAUGUGUUAAACAAAUAACAUUGUUUCCUUACAGCAUUGCUUUGACAAAACUUGACAUCCUUGAUGUGCUGGAUGAGAUCAAAGUAGGAGUGGCCUACAAAAUCAAUGGCAAAAGAAUUCCCAAUUUCCCAGGUAUGCUCUCUAAAUUCGAUUCAAAAGUACUGUACCAAACUAGGCCUACCCUGUAAAAUAUACAUUUAGAGAAUUCAUUAAGUAUUAUCUCUACAAAAACAUUUGAUUUUUCCUCUGAUUUAUAAUGAUCUUCAUCCUUCAUUCACAUAGCUAACAUGGAGCUGUUGCACAAAGUGGAGGUAGAGUAUGAGACCUUCCCCGGCUGGAAGAGUGACACGUCCGCAGCCAGGAAGUGGAAUGAUCUCCCCCAGAAGGCUCAGAACUACAUCCGCUUUGUGGAGAACCACAUUGGAGUACCCAGUAAGUUACAAUUAGGAUACAGGGUGUUCCUGCUGACCCAAACUGAAAACAAAAUAAAGCCUUCUUAUUGGACAAGUAGGCCUAUAGGUCAUAGUAGUAGUACCUCCUCCAUUUCACUCCAUUUCAAAACAUUUUCUUCUACCGAACAUGACCCAGUUUUAACCAUACCAUACUCCAGUAUACGAUUACUGUUACUGACCCCUAUAUAGGAAACUGAAGAGCCAACCGAGGAUCAGGGACAUGGCUUAAAUGUGCCAGUAGGGGGGCACUAUUGUCUAUAUCAUAACUAGUACACAAUUCUGCAAGGAUGAUACUAGUCUAGUGCAAAUGUUUUGGGGAUUUGUUAGUCUUUUUUUGACAUGUCCUUUUCAUUUCUCUCUACAGUUAAGUGGGUCGGCAUAGGAAAGUCCAGAGAGUGCAUGAUCCAGAUGUUCUAGAGAGUUUACCUCCUCUCUCCCCAAGAUGGACGCACAAAGAUAUGGCAUGAUGUGACAUAUAUUUGCAACCCCCAAACGGUAUAAUAUUCUGUAAAAAACAAUUUGCCAACAGAUUUGUGUAGCUCUGAAAAAAUGUUGACUGUAAAUGUUGGUAACUUUACAUCUAUCUAUGCAGUGCUUGUCAUCUUUAAGUUGCCUUGUGAUGAUGUCGGCCAGAAAGUAAAUCUUACCUUGUGCCACACAACAACCAUGAAAGAAAAAAACACAUCCAAUAACUUUUCCUCCUGUGUAACCUUAUCUACUGUUUCGGUCUUCUUUACACAUUUAUCACACCAGCAGACAACAUAUAUUUUGUAUCAACCAGCUGACUGUUUGCAUAAUAAACAUGUUUAGGAGUGAAACAGUGUGAUACAUAAUUGUCAUCCUUGUUAAUGCAAGUAAUUUUGUAGUAGGCUAAUAUGGGAUUUGAUUUGUCUUUGCUAGCUACAAUGCUUUAAAAUAAAACUUAUAUGAUGGCUACAUA